UUCAAGGAUACGCACGCUUCUUCACCUUCUCUCUAUCUAUAUACCCCCCACUGAGAGAGAGAGAGAGAGAAAAAGAGUCGCAUCACCACACUGCUUAAGUGAUCAGAUCGUAAGAGAAGAUGGGAGACGCCGCAAGUCACCUGGAGAAGAUGGGAAGAGAACUCAAGUGCCCUAUUUGCUUGAGUCUAUUUAACUCUGCAGUUUCCCUUACCUGCAACCAUGUCUUCUGCAAUGCAUGUAUAGUGAAAUCCAUGAAAGUUGAUGCUACUUGUCCUGUCUGUAAAAUCCCUUUCCAUCGUAGAGGUAAGAUUCGAGGUGCUCCUCAUAUGGAUAGUUUGGUGAGCAUUUACAAGAACAUGGAAGUUGCUUCUGGUGCUCACUUGUUUGUUAGCCAGACUAAACAAUCAUCACCACCAGAAAAAGAACAGCACAUGGGAGAUGCUUCUACUGAAAAGACUAAUGAUAAGAAACGUCAGGGAUCUAGUAAAGGCAGAACCAGAACAUCCAAGAAGAGAGGGUCUAAAAAGACCAAGGAAACAGAUGUAGAUUCCUCUGGGCCUAUUGUUAUGAAACCUUCAUCUCAAACCAAUAAAAGGGUGCAGCUGUCGCAGAGUCAUUCUUCUCAUAGUUUACCGAAAUCUACAGAAUCUCUUGAAUCAUCUGAAAAGCUCAACAAGGAUUACACUGACAACACUGUGAUUCGUUUGAAUGAGAACCCAAGUUUGAACAAAGAAGAGAAUCUAGCACCUUUGUUUUGGUUAAGAGAUGAAGGGGAUGGAGAGAGCUUAAGCCAGCCAACAGAAAGUGAUCAGCUUUUAGACGUAACACCUGUUGAUGUUCCUUCUUUCAGUGAUUUGAAGGACUCCGAUCAUGAGAACCCAUCCAAAGCAGUUGAGAAAGAAAAGCCAAAUCCAGGAGACAUGUUUGACAGUGAAAUGUUUGAAUGGACUCAAAGGCCUUGUUCUCCAGAGAUUCUACCUAGUCCUGUGAAGGCCAAGACACAAGGUAGAGGUGAAAUUGAUCUUCCUCAAAGCAAACUAUCUAAAGAUGCAUCAUCAAAUAAAAAACGCAGAGAAGGAAGUGCAAGAAAUAAAGUUGCUAAAGUACGUGUUGGGGUUUCCAAGGACUACAUGGAAGCGUCUGCAGGAGAAGCUAUUGGUGAGAAACAAGAGACUGGUGAGACUUCUGGCAAAUCUACCAGGAAAGAUGGAAAGCUUGAUGAAAAAGUGAAAGCUAAACGGACUACAAGAAACAAGGGCCAGACUUCAAGAGUUCAGUCUGGUGUCAAAGAAUCUGUGGAAGCAGAGGGAAAGCAGGGGACAAAGAGGAAAAGAUCUAGCGUUAAAGUGUCUGCAGAUCACCCGGUUGCUGGAUCUAAUCAAUUCUCACUUGCAACAGAGAACGUUGGAAAGGGGGAUCAGGAACCUGAAAAACAAAUUACUGCAGAGAAACCCUCUGUUAAAAAGAGAAGAAAAUCUCAAAUAGGUGAUCUGUCUGGGAAAAUUGAAAAGAAGACUUCAGAAAAGAGAUCAAAACCUGAUUCAUGUGCAACCCCAAGCAGAGUUACACAACCGUGUGGCAAGAAAAUCUUAAGUGAUGAGUUGAAUCAAGUGGGUGAUAGACAAGAUUCAACUAACAAAGAGAAACCCAAUGUGGAUAAAGGCAAUCAUACCGUACAAGAUUCAGAGAAACACUCAACGAUGAACAAGCCCUCACUUGGAGGAGGUAGUGUACUUCUGCGACCAUGUGAUGGACUGCCAACAAAUAAAUUGACUUGUGCAUUCUGCCAGUCUUCAGAUGAAACAGAGGCUUCAGGAAAAAUGGCUCACUACCACAAAGGUGAACCUGUCUCUGCAGAUUUUAGUGGAGGGUCUAACGUCAUACAUGUUCAUAAAAAUUGUACUGAAUGGGCUCCAAAUGUAUACUUCAACAGACGUACCGCAGUCAACCUUGAUGUGGAGCUGACAAGAAGCCGGAGAAUAACUUGCAGUUGCUGUGGGCUUAAAGGGGCAGCACUUGGUUGUUACAAUGAGAGUUGCAAGAAUAGUUUUCAUGUAACGUGUGCAAAACUGAUACCGGAAUGCAGAUGGGACGAUAAAAACUUUGUAAUGCUUUGCCCUAUGGAUGCAUCCUCUAAGUUGCCCUGUGAAGAGACUAGUCCAAAAGGAAGAAAACGCCAGCUUACUCCUAAAGGACCACUGCAGUCUCAGCCUAAUCAAGUACCUGAAAAAUCCAACAUCACUGAGCUCCAGAGCAAGCCUUUUCACGGAUUACCCAAGAAAAUGGUUCUGUGCUGUUCAGGACUUACAGAUGAAGAGAAGAGUGUGAUAUCUGAAUUUGCUGAACUGUCUGGAGUUACAAUCUCGAGAAAAUGGGAGCCAAGAGUUACACAUGUCAUUGCAUCAACCAACGAAAAUGGAUCCUGCAAAAGGACGCUCAAGUUCAUGAUGGGGAUCCUGGAGGGGAAAUGGAUUCUGAGCAUUGACUGGAUCAAGGCCUGUAUGAAAAACAGAAAAUAUGUAAGGGAGGAGCCAUAUGAGAUUUCCAUUGAUGUUCAUGGAACACGACAAGGACCUUAUAUUGGAAGACAAAGAGCUUUAAACAAGGAACCAAAACUGUUUAACGGACUAAAGUUUUACAUGAUGGGAGAUUUCGAGGUUGCUUACAAAGGGUAUCUUCAAGAUAUGAUUGUAGCAGCAGGAGGAACGAUCUUGCGCAGGCGACCCAUUUCUAGUGAUGAUAACGAAGCUUCCACGAUUGUAGUAUUUAAUGUUGAGCCAAGCAAGAAGAAAACUCUGACAGAAAGAAGAUCCGAUGCUGAUGCGCUGGCUAGAUCUGUUAAUGCAAGAGCUGCAAGCAGUUCAUGGGUGUUGGAUUCUAUCGCAGGUUGCCAAAUUCUAGACUUGAUAUAAGUUUCGUGAAACCAUCUUCUCUGGAUGUUUUACUUGUUUUCUGGUUUUGUCAGUAAGACUUAUGGAGCAUUAUGUUAAUAGUUUUCUUUUUACGUUUUAGUUAUGGAGAACCAAAUUUUCAGUA
Raphanus sativus (radish) is the source of this 3036-nucleotide messenger RNA. RefSeq names its product protein BREAST CANCER SUSCEPTIBILITY 1 homolog. NCBI's taxonomy places the organism in Eukaryota, Viridiplantae, Streptophyta, Magnoliopsida, Brassicales, Brassicaceae. The record is from RefSeq and is a predicted model, not a curated record. Gene Ontology annotation, molecular function: ubiquitin-protein transferase activity. The transcript has 14 exons. Gene Ontology annotation, cellular component: plasma membrane; BRCA1-A complex; BRCA1-BARD1 complex. The coding region runs from base 120 to 2912 and encodes 930 amino acids. Gene Ontology annotation, biological process: double-strand break repair via homologous recombination; positive regulation of transcription by RNA polymerase II; negative regulation of fatty acid biosynthetic process.